Molecule: messenger RNA, 1176 nt
Organism: Colletotrichum truncatum
Lineage: Eukaryota; Fungi; Ascomycota; Sordariomycetes; Glomerellales; Glomerellaceae
Source: RefSeq, a predicted model, not a curated record
AUGAAGUCCGCAGUUGCCGCCGUCGGCCUCAUGGCCUCCCUCGCCAGCGCCAGCGCUUACCAGCCCCGCCACUUCCACUGGCGCCGUGACAACUCCACCGCUCCUGCCGGCCCCGGCUACACUACCCUCACCGUCCAGGUCACCGAGGUUGCCACCGUCACCUCUUGCGCCCCUACCAUUACCAACUGCCCUGCCCGCAGCGGUACCCUCCCCGCCUCUGACCUUAUCACCACCGUUGUCACCAACACCGUUGUUCUGACCGAGGUUGUCUGCCCCGUCACCGAUGCCGCCAGCAUCUCCCAGUCUGUCAUCCAGGAGCACUCCACUGGCAGCCUCCCCGGCACCACCCUGACCGGACCCGCCGCUACCCCUACCGCCCCCGGCGCUCCCCUUACCACUGCUCCUGCCAGGACCAACUCUGCUCAGGACCCUACUGCCACCAAGCCCCCCGGCGACGACGAUGACGACGAGGACGAUGACUGCCCCGCCGAUGGCGACGUCGAGACCUCCAUCACCGAGAUCGUCAGCACCAAGACCCUCACCAUGACCGUUGGCAAGGGCUCUACUGCCUCCGUCGUCACCACCGCCGUCGAGACCACCGCCACCUCCACCGUCCUUGUCACCAAGCCCUACUCCGAGGGUGCUGAGAAGCCCACUGGUGCUGUCACCGGCGUCGGUAGCGAGGAGCCUACCACCACCACCACUGCCACCUCUACCGGUACUCGCACCGUCACCAUCAAGCGCCCUGGUGCCUCUGAGCCCGCUGCCCCUGGCAACCCCGGCAACACUGGCUCCGGCGAGUGCCCUCCUGCUGUUACCGUCACCCUCCCUGCCUCUACUGUCUACGUUACCAUCGGUGCUUCUUCCGUCCCCACCGCUCCCGCCGGUGACAACGGCAGCAGCAACGGUUCCGGCUCCGGCUCCGGUCAGACCGCCUCUGCUGAGGCCCCUACCAGCUCUGAGGCCGCUGGUGGUGACGACGACGAUGAGGAUGACUGCCCUGCUGAUGAGGAGGAUGACGAUGAGGAUGAGGAUGACUGCCCCGCUGACGACGUCGUCACCGUCUCUUCCACUGUCACCGUUGCCCCUACCGCUGCUCCCUUCCCCACCAACGGCACCAGCGGUGUCGCCCAGCCCACCGGUGCUGCCCAGCGCCGCUCCAACAAGCUCUUUUAA